UUACGCAAACUCGUGGCCUCAUUUUUGCCAAAAACCACCUGACUUUAGUCCCCUUGUGACUCAUAGCAUUUUGUGACCAUUUUCCAUCCCGAGGUCGACCACUAGGGGGAUGAUAAUAUUCAAUGAAGGACCUCCCACCAUUGGAGGUAGCAGCCAAUCUCAGAUCGAGCACUGGCCAUUCCUAUCUAUGAUUGGUCAUUUUCAAUGACUGGUAUUGGUCCGAGGAACUGUUCAGAAUUUUAACUGGAAACGGCGGCGGUAGUAUUGUGUUUAUAUUUAAAGAUGGGAGAAAGAAUCGGUUUGUGUCUGUUUAGAAAAUAAACCGCUGUAAUAUUUUAACCUGUUUCAGUUUAGCUACAUGUAGUCACUUUUAUCAUUGUAGGGACAGACAACAGACGACAAAUCUUCAUAAAUAAAGUGUAACGUGCUUCCCAUAACCAUGCAGUUUGACGGCAGCGUGAGGCGCUUCGCACAAGCUAAUCCAAAGGGUAUUAAAUCCACGACGAAACCUGUUGCCAAGCAGAACUCGUCGUUAGCCGCGAAGAUCAAGACAAAGAUCCAAAAUACGUCAUCCUUCUUCAAGGUCUCGCUGAAGACCAAUAACAAGGCCCUGGCCCUCGCCCUGGUGGCCCAGAAGGAGAAGAGCCGGCUGCUGGAAACGGAGACGGUUCGGCUGCGGAAAGAAGUUCAGGCUCUGUGCUUUGACCUCGCGCACCGUCGGCAUAAGCACAACCAGCUGGUCAGACUUUUGAGGGACCAUCAAGCAAGAGCCUUGAACAGCCUGGUAGCUGCUGUGGACCUGCUCUCCUCUGAAGAUGUCUCCAUUGGUGCAAAUGAAGAAAUAAACGAGAAAUCCCCUCCAGACCCUGAAGAUGCUAUCGUGGAGCUGGGGAGCAAAGUGUGCAGGGUGCCGGUCCUGCCUGCGCAAACUGGAAACACUGCGUGCCCUUCGCCAAAGGAACCAACCGGGGAACCCAGCAGAUCACCCAGAGACCAAUCGAGGAACCCCUCAGUGGAGAUCCACGCACAGCCCAGCACUGCCACUCUUCCCAGUGUCCAGGCGUCCAUCGGAAGUGCGUGUAAUGAGGAGGACACAGAGACUGCAGAAAGGAUCCCGUCUCUCCCAGAAAAAGUUUGCCGCCCGUCCACCGGCUUGCAGCUGCAGUUAGAUAAGUGGACCCGGUUCUACUCGGAUACUCUGCUGGAGUCAGAAACCUUCCCAGAAUCCCUUGCUGUGAAUUCAGUGUCUGCGGUGGAGCCUGUGGCAGAGCUGGCCUCGGUGGAGCCGGGGGGGCUGGCUGGCAGCCCAAGGGGGGGGUCCGCACGUCCAGAGAGGACCAGCCUCUUUGAAACGGAGAUGGAGAUCACACUUGGCGACACGGCGGCAAAAAUAGUCACCGUGGAGACCAAACCCAGGAAGAGCAGGAAGGAGGGCGUGGCCAGGUCGAGGAAACAGGAGAGCGCGCAGGCGGUCGGCAGCCAUUCUCCAGGUAAGGAAGAGAGGAAGAAGAAGAAGAAAAGCAGCUCUGUUCGCAGAGAAGAGACUGAGAGCGCAAAUGCCCCUCCCACUCAGGGGCGGAGCAUGAUUCCGAGACCCGCCUCCCGCCUGCCUCCCGGUCCCGCCCGCCCCGCUGAAGAGGAGGAGCCCGCGGGCGGAGACGCGGACUGGUUCGCGGCUCGCCGGAACGCUCACGUCACCUCCCGCAACGCGAAACACCGUCGGGACACCCGCGACGCCCCGAAACCCGCCGGAGCCGUCCCGGGGGAGCCGAACCUGAGGAAGACGUUCAUCGUCUCCCUUGGCAACGGCUGUACGACGGCCGGAUCCGUAACCUUGCUGAACGAUGACCGUUUCAGCAAUGCUGAAACUCGCGAGUCAGACGACUAUUUCAGAAAUGCUGAAACUCGCGAGUCAGACGACUAUUUCAGAAAUACUGAAACUCGCGAAUCAGACGACUAUUUCAGCAAAACUGAAACUCACAAAUCAGACGACUAUUCCAGAAAUACUGAAACUCGCGAAUCAGAGGACUAUUUCAGCAAAACUGAAACUCACAAAUCAGACGACUAUUCCAGAAAUACUGAAACUCACGAAUCAGACGACUAUUUCAGAAAUACUGAAACUCACGAAUCAGACGACUAUUUCAGAAAUCCUGAAACUCGCGAGUCAGAAGACUAUUUCAGCAAAACUAAAAUUCGCGACUCGGAACGCAAGGCUAUGGAAAUGCCCGGGGACAGGGAUACCGGGGGGGCAGAAGGGCUGAAAGGGAAUAGCAGGAAGACUUACUUCAUCUCCACGGCGGAGAGCGGUUCUGCCGUGAGCAGGAAAACGUACGUGAUCGCGCACGACGGCAAGCCGGGCCGCGCGUCCGCGAAGUGCCGGAGGACCAAAGCUCUUCCCGCGAGCGCGGAAAACGAACCCGCCAUCGAGGAGCGCGGCGCUGGCGACCCGGGCCACGUCGAGGAACCGGCGGUAGCCGAAACAAGCGCGUUAGAACUCCACAUCGGACCGCCCCGGGACCCCCAGCCUGGCUUGGCGGGAAAACGGAAGGGGCCGUUCUUGGAGGGGCCCCUGGCCCCCGGCGUGGGCCCGGCGGGGGACCCUGGUGACCCGGACGGUCCCGUUGCGGAGGACGACCCUCCCUGGGAGACCCCGAAUCCGCCCUUCGUCGUCACGGAGGAACCCAAACCUAAGAGGUGCAAGAAGGAGUGCGGCGCCCGAGAGGGGAAGAAGGAGAGAAAACGGAGGGAUGACACCUGCCCUCAGGGGAAGAAGAGGAGGAAGAAGAAGAGGAGGAGCGGCGGCGGCGGUCACGAAGAGCGAGACCUCGACGCGGACGUCCCGGCCUCGUGGGGGGCCGGCGAGACCCGUAGGCCGGCCCCCGGACCGGAGCCAGAGGAGCUGUGGGCGGAGCAACCGGAACACUGGGGCAUAAUGACGGACCGCGUGACGGCGCGCGGAAAGAGUAGUUUAAGGAAGACCGACGUCGUCUCUCCGGGCGGGUGUGGAGGCCGUAACUCGGUCGACUCUGCGGUCAGCGCUCGACCGCUUGCGUUUCCUGCUCCGGAGGAAGAGAGCGAAGGAGCCAGAAAAGGCGUGACUUCCGCCCUCGCGUCCGCGGAGUCCAACGGCGAGGAAGACAAGGAGAACGAGGCCGGUCCCGGCGCCGCUGCCGCUCGGAGCGGAGUGCCGAAGAGGAGCGGGUCCUGGGAGCCGGAAGAGCCCGCGCCUCAGAGCCGUCCGGCGGCGGACAGGAAGUCGUCCGCGGUCCCCGAACGUCACGCGCGCGGGGCCAACGCGUCCACGAGGGGCUCGAGGAGCAGGGCGCCCCCCAGCAGGAGGGGCUCGGAGUGGGAGAAGGAGGCGCGCGCUGGGGAGGUCCCGGCUGGCACGGGCUCCCCGGAGGGGGCGCAGGAGAGUCUGAAAAGGCUGAUCAUGGGCGAGAGGCCCCCCUGGGAGCUGCUGGAGGACAUCGGCGCCUCCUUCCCCGAGUGGGACGUCCCGUUGGAGACGCCUACCCCCAGCCCUCUUUCGAAGCCGACGCCCGGUAGGGUGACCGUCUACGAGGAGCAGCUGGACAGAGUACCAGAGAGCUCUCCAGUGGUCAGAGCGCUGAAGAGCUGUACCAACACGGCUGUUAUGAUGGACCCGGAGCAGGGAAGGGUGCGGAGACGUGGGAAAGCUGCUGUUUCCUACAAGGAACCGUCCAUCAACUGCAAAAUGAGGCGUGGAGAUAAAUUCAGUGACACAAAUUUCCUGAGUUCUCCGAUAUUCAAAGAGAAGAAGAAGAAGAAGAAAGUGCAGGCUCACAAGCUGGAGAUUCAUACGGGGCAUCAUUUUAAUGACAUGGAUUGAAUUCUGUCUUUCUUUUCAUCUUCAUAAUUUAAUUUUACAUAAUUACUUUUCCCGUGUUAUACUUUGUAUUUUACACCGACUUUUAUUGAAUAAAGUCUUUCCCAGUUUAAAAUAUCGAA
Anguilla anguilla (European eel) is the source of this 3972-nucleotide messenger RNA. RefSeq lists its product as uncharacterized. Gene Ontology annotation, cellular component: nucleus; chromosome, centromeric region. The coding region runs from base 440 to 3853 and encodes 1137 amino acids. Gene Ontology annotation, biological process: meiotic chromosome segregation. The transcript is spliced from 9 exons. NCBI's taxonomy places the organism in Eukaryota, Metazoa, Chordata, Actinopteri, Anguilliformes, Anguillidae. The record is from RefSeq and is a predicted model, not a curated record.